UGGAUCAAAAAAAGGUGGGGAGGGUCUUGGAAUCACCUUACAGUGCGCAUGAAGGUCAAAGAAUCAGGAGGGACCUAGUUCUAUUCCAAGUGCAGCUGAAGCUCCCGUUAAUACUCAAAAAAAUAUCAAACAGAUAAAAUAAUUGUCAAGAUGGUGAGGAAAUUUUUCGUGGGUGGCAACUGGAAGAUGAAUGGAACGAAGAAGGAGAUUGAUGAAAUUGUCGCAUUCCUCAAAGCCGGCCCACUCGACCCCAAUGUCGAGGUUGUCGUUGGUGUUCCGGCGAUCUACCUUCCCUACACAAAGAGCAUCCUCCCACCGACAAUAGCAACCAGCGCCCAGAACUGUUACAAAGUUCCCAAGGGGGCCUUCACCGGUGAAAUCAGCCCAGCUAUGCUGGUGGACAACCAGAUCCCCUGGGUGAUCAUCGGACACUCCGAGAGGAGGAACGUCUUCGGGGAGAGUGAUGAACUCACUGCUGAGAAGGUUGCACAUGCUCUCGAAGCAGGUGUCAAGGUAAUCGCAUGUAUCGGUGAGAAACUCGAGGAACGCGAGGCUGGAAAAACCGAGGAGGUGGUCUACCGUCAGACCAAGGCCAUCGCCGACAAGAUUAAGUCCUGGGACAAUGUUGUCCUGGCUUACGAGCCAGUUUGGGCCAUUGGAACGGGAAAAACUGCGACCCCUCAGCAGGCCCAGGAGGUUCACGACCAGUUGCGAGCCUGGUUCGCCAAGAACGUCAGCCCAGCAGUCUCCGAGUCCCUCAGGAUCAUCUACGGGGGGUCGGUGACAGCUGGAAAUGCCAAGGACCUCGCCAAGGAGAAGGACAUCGAUGGCUUCCUGGUUGGAGGGGCUUCUCUCAAGCCCGACUUCGUGCAAAUCGUCAAUGCCAAGCAAUAAUUGAGGGGAUUAUUGAGCUCUGGUUCAAUUUGACUUGAGUCCAGAGGGGAGAAGUCAUCAGGACAAUAGGACCAUUCGAGAUAACAAUAAUACUUGUAAAAAUCAGUGGUGGAGUGGUAGAACGAUUUUUUCAGUUUAGUUAAUUGCGGGUUUAUCUCGGUAACAACUGGACUUAGAGGAAAAUUUGAGAGGACUUUUUUGAUGGAAAUCUUCUCAGCUACGAAAAAGGUUUAUACGAGUUUUUCUCUAAAACCAUUCGCUGUCGAGAUAAUUACGUAAAUAACGAAAGUGUUUUGUGGAUAAGAUUCAACAUCGAAUUUUUGCUUUCUUAAAUAGUCGAUUAUCUCGUUACCAAGUAGUUCUAUGAAGAAAUGUCAAAAGGGAUUUUUCGUAGAGAAUUUCAAUAGCUACAAAAAAGGUCCUCAAAUAUUUUCUCCUAAAUCCACUCAUUCUCAAGAUAAUCCCACAAUCAACAAAACAGUCGAAUCUGACUCGUGAAAGAAAUUCAAUUACGCAUAACUCGAGAUCGGCAGAGUGAAUUUCAACGAGUUUUGAGUCAAUCCCAAGAUAUUUUCACAAGCUUGAAAAUGAGCUUUGACUCAUCCAAAUCGCAUCAUCCAGUCGCUAGAUAUUUAAAAAAAUCUAAAAACCAAUUUUCACCACUUCCUCACUGAAUUCGCAUUCAUCGUUUCCUGGACAUGUUCACGUGAAGAAAAAGUCUAUUCAUUGUUGGCUGUUGAUAAUGUAUAUUCAAAUGUCAUUUAAUUAUGGACAUUACACAUUAUGUGCUGACUCAAUAAAACCUAAUGCACAGAUUGUA
Molecule: messenger RNA, 1714 nt
Organism: Diachasma alloeum
Lineage: Eukaryota; Metazoa; Arthropoda; Insecta; Hymenoptera; Braconidae
Gene: Tpi
Product: triosephosphate isomerase
Exons: 3
Coding region: 151-894 (247 amino acids)
Biological process (GO): glyceraldehyde-3-phosphate biosynthetic process; glycolytic process; gluconeogenesis
Cellular component (GO): cytosol
Molecular function (GO): triose-phosphate isomerase activity
Source: RefSeq, a predicted model, not a curated record